AUGUCCACCACCCCAAGAACGACUGCUCCUUCCAUCACCAUCACCAUUAGCCCACCAAUUAUUAAUAGUAGAAGCUUUACUCCGCCAUCGCCAACCCGUCUCAAGGCAACCACUUCUCCUUUCCAUUUUUCCUUGGACUUGCCAAGUGGCGGAAACAACAAUCACGGUGGCCGGAACAACAAUAAUAACAACAACAAUAAUGACGGAUGGUGGUGGUGGAAUGAUGACAGUGAUUAUUCCAACCCCUUUCCCCUAUUCUUCUUCUUCUUCUUAUGCUCGUCCGCUGUGUUGCAAUUGGCUUCUUCAGCAGUUGCAAGAACUCAACAAGAAGGGGGAGAGGAGGUUUGGGAAGUUAAAGGGGACAGCUGGGCUAGACUUGUUCCUGAUUUCUCUAAGGAUGAGUUUGUAGUGUCUCCAACAUCAUCGUCGUCAUCUCCGUCACUAUUUUCUGUUAAUGAUUUAUGGUCCCAAUGCACAGCCCUGUUCGUACGCCUCAUGCUUCCCCAAGGAUUCCCACAAAGUGUUACCUCUGAUUACUUGGAUUACUCUCUUUGGCGAGCUGUCCAAGGCGUUGCUAGCCAAAUUAGCGGCGUUCUUGCCACCCAGGCAUUGCUUUAUGCUGUUGGGUUGGGGAAAGGAGCUAUUCCAACGGCUGCCGCCAUCAAUUGGGUGCUGAAGGAUGGAAUUGGGUAUCUCAGUAAAAUCGUCUUGUCCAAAUAUGGACGACAUUUUGAUGUUCAUCCUAAAGGGUGGAGGCUGUUUGCUGACCUUUUGGAAAAUGCUGCCUUUGGUUUGGAGAUGUUAACUCCUGCUUUUCCUUCGCUCUUUGUUUUCAUCGGUGCCACUGCUGGAGCUGGUCGCUCUGCUGCUGCUCUUAUCCAGGCAAUUUUCCUAUCAAUCAUGCCACUUCUAAAUUAUGCUGCUACAAGGAGCUGUUUUUUUGCUGGUUUUGCUGCCCAAAGAAACUUUGCUGAGGUAAUUGCCAAGGGUGAAGCUCAAGGAAUGGUGAGCAAGUUUAUCGGUAUAAUGCUUGGUAUAGCAUUGGCUAAUUGCAUAGGCUCCUCAACACCCCUUGCUCUUGCUUCUUUUAGUGUGGUGACAUGGAUCCACAUGUUCUGCAAUCUGAAAUCAUAUCAAUCAAUUCAACUAAGGACUUUAAAUCCCUAUCGUGCAAGUUUAGUUUUUAGUGAAUACCUCCUCAGCGGCCAAGCACCUCCAGUCAAAGAGGUCAAUGCUGAAGAACCUCUUUUUCCAGCUGUUCCAUUUCUUAAUAUAUACUCUAAGGACAAUGCACAACCAAUCGAUCUAUCUUCAGAAGCGAUGAAUGCAGCUGCUGAAAUUGAGCAGAGGCUGCAGCUGGGAUCAAAGCUCAGUGAUGUUGUCAACAACAAGGAUGACACGGUUGCAUUGUUCAAUUUGUAUAGAGAUGAAGGCUACAUUUUGACUGAGCACAAGGGAAGAUUCUGUACCAGGGGGAAGCUACAUAUCUCUUUGGAAUAUGCUCAACGGGAAUUCAACCAUGUGAAAAAUGAUAGUGAAUCAAUGGGUUGGGUCACUGAUGGACUUAUUGCCAGGCCUUUACCAAAUAGAGUUCGUCUAGGAAACCUGGCCUCUUCAAUUGCAAGCUGA
Dovyalis caffra is the source of this 1629-nucleotide messenger RNA. NCBI's taxonomy places the organism in Eukaryota, Viridiplantae, Streptophyta, Magnoliopsida, Malpighiales, Salicaceae. The record is from the annotation of a GenBank genome assembly.